AUGAUCAAAACGAAAUGUCAGUUGAAAGCAUACUUUUCCAGAGUUUGGAGAGAGAAUCGUCGUCGCAUCGUGGGUUUCCCAGCACGACAUCAUGCUCGAUAUGGCAACGAAAUGUACUACAAUAGUAAUCACACUUGUCAGUUGAGUAUCAUACUCACUGGUGCUGCUUUCCUGCAUAAGGUUUGUUAAUC
Cylicostephanus goldi is the source of this 191-nucleotide messenger RNA. NCBI's taxonomy places the organism in Eukaryota, Metazoa, Nematoda, Chromadorea, Rhabditida, Strongylidae. The record is from the annotation of a GenBank genome assembly.